ACAUCAACCAAACAAUGCAGGGGGCCUGGCCCUGCGAGUCCACUAGCUGUCCAUGCUAUUCCUGACAACAGACAGAGCGAUGGCUGAGGGCCCACUAGCAGCUCUCCCAGGGCUCUGGGACCGUCAAAAUGGAAGAAUAACAGAAACGGCAGGGGGGAGGAAACAGUUGGCUGGACCUUGUUUUGAGGAAAUCUUAGAUGAAUAAACUUUCAGAGUAAUGUAUUGUUUACAAACUCUCUGUACUGUCAGGCUGUCCACUGACAUACCACUAUUAACGACAGAUGUUAUAAGGUUAUAGGUUAUAAGAUACGACUUCAACACCAUCAUUAAGUUUGCUGACGACACAACAGUGGCAGAUCUAACUUCAGCUCUCCUCAUGAAACAAUCAGAUCUAACCUCAGCUCUCCUCAUGAAACUAUCAGAUCUAAACAUCUAACUUCAGCUCUCCUCAUGAAACUACCAGAUCUAACUUCAGCUCUCCUCAUGAAACUAUCAGAUCUAACUUCAUCUCUCCUCAUGAAACUAUCAGAUCUAACUUCAGCUCUUCUCAUGAAACCAUCAGAUCUAACUUCAUCUCUCCUCAUGAAAAUAUCCGAUCUAACUUCAGCUCUCCUCAUGAAACUAUCAGGUCUAACUUCAGCUCUUCUCAUGAAACCAUCAGAUCUAACUUCAUCUCUCCUCAUGAAACUAUCAGAUCUAACUUCAGCUCCCCUCAUGAAACCAUCAGAUCUAACUUCAGCUCUCCUCAUGAAACCAUCAGAUCUAACUUCAGCUCUCCUCAUGAAACUAUCAGAUCUAACUUCAGCUCUCCUCAUGAAACUAUCAGAUCUAACUUCAGCUCUCCUCAUGAAACUAUCAGAUCUAACUUCAGCUCUCCUCAUGAAACUAUCAGAUCUAACUUCAGCUCUCCUCAUGAAACUAUCAGAUCUAACUUCAGCUCUCCUCAUGAAACAAUCAGAUCUAAGUUCAGCUCUCCUCAUGAAACUAUCAGGUCUAACUUCAGCUCUCCUCAUGAAACAAUCAGAUCUAACUUCAGCUCUCCUCAUGAAACUAUCAGGUCUAACUUCAGCUCUCCUCAUGAAACCAUCAGAUCUAACUUCAGCUCUCCUCAUGAAACUAUCAGAUCUAACUUCAGCUCUCCUCAUGAAACUAUCAGAUCUAACUUCAGCUCUCCUCAUGAAACUAUCAGAUCUAACUUCAGCUCUCCUCAUGAAACUAUCAGAUCUAACUUCAGCUCUCCUCAUGAAACUAUCAGAUCUAACUUCAGCUCUCCUCAUGAAACUAUCAGAUCUAACUUCAGCUCUCCUCAUGAAACUAUCAGAUCUAACUUCAGCUCUCCUCAUGAAACUAUCAGAUCUAACUUCAGCUCUCCUCAUGAAACUAUCAGAUCUAACUUCAGCUCUCCUCAUGAAAAUAUCUGAUCUAACUUCAGCUCUCCUCAUGAAACUAUCAGAUCUAACUUCAGCUCUCCUCAUGAAACUAUCAGAUCUAACUUCAGCUCUCCUCAUGAAAAUAUCUGAUCUAACUUCAGCUCUCCUCAUGAAACUAUCAGAUCUAACUUCAGCUCUCCUCAUGAAACUAUCAGAUCUAACUUCAGCUCUCCUCAUGAAAAUAUCUGAUCUAACUUCAGCUCUCCUCAUGAAACUAUCAGAUCUAACUUCAGCUCUCCUCAUGAAAAUAUCUGAUCUAACUUCAGCUCUCCUCAUGAAACUAUCAGAUCUAACUUCAGCUCUCCUAAUGAAACUAUCAGAUCAAACUUCAGCUCUCCUCAUGAAACUAUCAGAUUUAACUUCAGCUCUCCUAAUGAAACUAUCAGAUCUAACUUCAGCUCUCCUCAUGAAACUAUCAGAUCUAACUUCAGCUCUCCUCAUGAAACUAUCAGAUCUAACUUCAGCUCUCCUAAUGAAACUAUCAGAUCUAACUUCAGCUCUCCUCAUGAAACUAUCAGAUCUAACUUCAGCUCUCCUCAUGAAACUAUCAGAUCUAACUUCAGCUCUCCUCAUGAAACUAUCAGAUCUAACUUCAGCUCCCCGCAUGAAACUCUCUGUGCUCUCAGUGUCCUUUGCAGAACAGAGGGCAGAAGUCAACUGGAAUCAGGUGUGAGACAUGCACAAAAACACACACACACACAAACUUAUACAUCCCUAAACACACACACACACACACACACACACACACACACACACACACACACACACACACACACACACACACACACACACACACACACACACACACACACACACACACACACACACACAGAGAGAGAGAGAGACACAUACACGGAGAGACACACACGGACAGGGUCAGGACCCCACUCUAAGGGGGCCCCGUUCCUGCAGUACACUCUGUUCCACCAAUCCACAGAGGUGGGCCUGGGCUUUGCAACGUCAACAGAGCUGCAACUCCAUUGUUUUUACUUUGUUGUCCGGUCCACUGCUUGAAUUAAUACAGCAGACAAAAGGGAUGAGUGGCUUCCUUGCCUUUUUAAUAGCUGAUGCUUGUCAAAUUCCCAGAACAGCACAAAGGAGAGAAGGUUCAUGUCUGACAGUCUAGACUCUAGUAAACUGAGCAGAUGGCCCAUGGAUGGAGAAGGGAAGACUGGAUAGGUCAAACCAACACACAUUCAUGGUUCAAAUGAUCCCUUUAAUUCUCCCCUUUAAUCUCAAUGUGACUUAUUGUGUAAUAAAUGAAUAUUACCUCAUUCUAGGGCCAGCAUAGUGAUAAUGAUACUGUAUUUCCCCGUGUUUAUGUGUAUAUAUAACAUAUCACCUUCACAAUUGACUGUACAGUCGUGGCCAAAGGUUUUUAGAAUGACACAAAUUUACAUUUUCACAAAGUCUGCUGCCUAAGUUUGUAUGAUGUCAAUUUGCAUAUACUCCAGAAUGUUAUGAAGAGUGAUCAGAUUAAUUGCAAUUAAAGUCAUUUUCUCUGAUGAAUCCCCUUUCCGAUUGUUUGGGGCAUCCGGAAAAAAGCUUGUCCGGAGAAGACAAGGUGAGCGCUACCAUCAGUCCUGUGUCAUGCCAACAGUAAAGCAUCCUGAGACCAUUCAUGUGUGGGGUUGCUUCUCAGCCAAGGGAGUGGGCUCACUCACAAUUUUGCUUAAGAACACAGCCAUGAAUAAAGAAUGGUACCAACACAUCCUCCGAAAGCAACUUCUUCCAACCAUCCAGGAACAGUUUAGUGACGAACAAUGGCGAUUCCAGCAUGAUGGAGCACCUUGCCAUAAGUCAAAAGUGAUAACUAUUCAUCACGGUUGACAACUCCAUUGUGUCCUCCUCCCAGAGCGCUAAGAACCUUGGCGUGAUCCUGGACAACACCCUGUCGUUCUCAACUAACAUCAAGGCGGUGGCCCGUUCCUGUAGGUUCAUGCUCUACAACAUCCGCAGAGUACGACCCUGCCUCACACAGGAAACGGCGCAGGUCCUAAUCCAGGCACUUGUCAUCUCCCGUCUGGAUUACUGCAACUCGCUGUUGGCUGGGCUCCCUGCCUGUGCCAUUAAACCCCUACAACUCAUCCAGAACGCCGCAGCCCGUCUGGUGUUCAACCUUCCCAAGUUCUCUCACGUCACCCCGCUCCUCCGCUCUCUCCACUGGCUUCCAGUUGAAGCUCGCAUCCGCUACAAGACCAUGGUGCUUGCCUACGGAGCUGUGAGGGGAACGGCAC
Messenger RNA from Oncorhynchus keta (chum salmon), 3667 nucleotides. RefSeq lists its product as uncharacterized. The record is from RefSeq and is a predicted model, not a curated record. The transcript has 7 exons. The coding region runs from base 451 to 2103 and encodes 550 amino acids. NCBI's taxonomy places the organism in Eukaryota, Metazoa, Chordata, Actinopteri, Salmoniformes, Salmonidae.